This is a messenger RNA of Periconia digitata, 4015 nucleotides long. The record is from the annotation of a GenBank genome assembly. Lineage: Eukaryota; Fungi; Ascomycota; Dothideomycetes; Pleosporales; Periconiaceae.
CCCGACACCCCGCCAGCCAACAUCUCCCCAGCCCGAUCGAGCUCUCUCCGUUGCCUGUUGCUCUACUCUGCGUGGCCUUUGCCUCCAGAGCGCAGACAUUGAUUGCUACAAUACCCGCCUCAAACCUACCUACGCACAAGCGUCAAGGCGGGACAUUCUGCUGCUGCACACACCCAACGCCGCCAUCCACAACCACCCACAUACUGCUUCUCCUCCCCGACCUCUCCUCGAUCUAUGGCUCACGGCACGAAAACCACGCCCGCGCCCACGGCACCUCCGAACGGCAUCGCGGGCUCCCCACACCCGCCGACUGUGAACCGGAAGAAGCAGAAACGGCGAGAGAAGGAAGCUGCGAAGAAGGCUGCUGUCCAGCAACAGGAGGCCCCGGUGCUUGCGAAGAAUGGCAUUCCUCAACAGCAUCACCAAACCCCAGCGCAACACCAUCCUUCCCGUCCGCAAGCCCCCCAGUAUCAAGACGCCGACUACGACGAUCCCCCAUACGACGAGGACGGGGAUUACUAUUCCGACGAAGACGUUCACAACCACUACGUGCAACAGUACCAGAGCAAUGGCCACUACCAACAAACCUAUGCGCCUGCACCCGCCGACCCAGGUAAGAAGAAGAAGAAAACUCAGCAUUCGCUAUCCCGGCAAUCUUCACACAACUACCAUCUUAUGUCAUCCCGUCCCCAACCUGUGUCACACAUGUCCAACGACGGCGAUCACAAGAACGGCUCGGAUAAAGACCGGAUAUGGAACACCAGCACUAUCGAGGAGCGCGAGCGCAUUCGUGAGUUCUGGCUGUCUUUGGGCGAGGAUGAGCGCAAGUCGCUAGUCAAAAUCGAGAAGGAAGCUGUCCUGCGGAAAAUGAAGGAACAGCAGAAGCACUCGUGCAGCUGCUCAGUGUGUGGGCGGAAACGCACAGCCAUUGAGGAGGAGUUGGAAGUGCUCUACGACGCCUACUACGAGGAACUCGAGCAGGCCCCGCUUUCCCGUCAAAUAAUAGCGCCGCCGCAUUCCGCCCCCGGUCACUUCGACGACACCGACGAAAUGUCUGGCGAAGAAGAAGAGGAAGAGGAUUACUCAAACAGUGAAGCCACUUCCGAGGAAGAGUACAGUGAGGAGGAUCGAAUGCCGCACCCGGACACCGAUUUCCUCCGGUUUGGCAACAGCCUACAAGUCAAAGGCGGAAUCCUAACAGUCGCAGACGACCUGUUAAAGAAUGAUGGGAAGAAAUUCAUUGAAAUGAUGGAACAGCUUGCCGAGCGCCGGAUGCAGCGUGAAGAGGAAGCUCAAUAUCACGGUCAAUCAGGAAUGGCGUACCGGUCGCACAACGCCCAUAAUCACCCGCCUCCGCCCGAAGAAGACGACUUCGACGACGAGGACGAUGACGAGGAAGCCUACGAGGAGGGUGAUUAUGAAGAGGACGAUGAGGAUGAAGAUGAUGCGAUGACCGAGGAGCAGCGGAUGGAAGAAGGCAGGCGUAUGUUCCAAAUAUUUGCCGCGCGAAUGUUCGAACAGCGAGUGCUUCAGGCAUAUAAGGAAAAAGUGGCUGCCGAACGACAAGCACGACUACUCGAAGAACUGGCAGAAGAAGACGACAAGAAGGAACAGAAGGAAGCGAAAAAAGCCAAAGAAGCUCAGAAACGGAAGGAGAAGAAAGAGAAGGCUAGGCUGGCCAAGGCUGCGGAAAAGGAAAAAAGGGAAGCGGAGCUGGCUGCCAGAGAGCAAGAAUUACGAGCUGCCGAAGCUGAGCGCCUGGAAGAGCAGAAGAGGAAAAGAGAGGAGCAGAGGAAAAAGCGGGAAGCUGGUCGAAAAGCUCAAGAGGAAGAGAAGCAGCGCAAAGAGGCGGAGCGGACAAGGCGCCAGCAAGAAGAGCGUGACCGUCAACAAGAGAUUGAGCGCAAGGCUCGAGAACAGAAAGCCCAGGAGAAAAAGGCCAGGGAUGAUGCAAAACGCAAGGAGCGCGAGGAGCGUGAAGCUAAAGAGAAAGAAGCUCGUGAGAAGAAGGCUCACGAUGAUAAAUCGAGGAGGGAACGUGAAGCACUCAAAGCCAAAGUCGAGAAGGAACGUAUUCAGAAGGAACAACAAGCUGCUGCUGCGUCCCAGGGUACUAUCCCAGCUGCGAAGAGAUCGUCACAGCCAGUUGCUCCGGCCUUACCACCUCAGCUUCUGAAGCAGAAUUCGUCAACUGGAUACCCAUCUCCGCACGUCACGCCAGCUGUUCCCAAAGCUCCUACUCCCAAUAGGCCUCGCCAAGGUUCCCAGCCAGGAUCUCAUGGAUCGUCACCCAAAGCCCAUCAUACUGCUCCCGGAACAAGCAGCAAAUCAAUGUCUCCGUCCUCGCAGACACAUAUACCCAUGAUUCCUAAAUCUAUAUUGACCAAACCGCCCGUCUCGCAGCAAUCUACACCAGCACCGCAUACGCAGCCAACAUCACCUAUGCCGCCUAUGGGACUACCACCGGGAAUGCCGAUUCCUCCUGGAAUGGGAUUAGGAAUGGCAAAUCUACCUCCGGGCUUGAAUGGUUUCCCCGGACAAGGCAUGAUGCCGAGUAUGAUGGGCCCUGGCCGUAAUGGGCCAAUGUUUCCACCACAGCCCGGAGCCCAAAACUUCCGACCAUUUCCUCCACCGGGUAUGCAAGGUCCCAACCCGAUGCAGAUGGGACGUGGCUUUCCCGUCAUCGAUGGACCUCCCCCUGGAUUUGGACCAAUGCCCGGUUUCCCUGGACCCAACAGUGUGCCCCAGUUUGGUAUGGGGAUGCCUGCACAUUCGCGACACACAUCGGGAUCGUUUGAUAAACCAACUACGGAGAGCCCCAUUACCGCGCCUCAAGCUCAACCUAUUCAACGGCCUGCGCCUAUCCAGCGACCCUCCAGUGUCAAGCCCCAUGAAGAGGGAAAGAUAAUGGGCAAUGAUGUCGACGAUCUUGCGAAGCACCUGGGUAGUAAAGCCUUGCUGGACGACGAAGACGACAUGCCAGAGUUCCCGGAAGCGGCUCGUCGUACCAGCCUUCAGCAACAUGGUUCCAUGAGAGGUGCACCUCUUGGUUUUGGCUUUGCGGACACUCCGGGACAAUCCAGGCCGGAUCUACACGCUCCAUUCGGAGGAUCAGCUGGUGGUAGCGUCUGGGGAACACCGCCGAUGCCCUUCCCGAUCGCUGGUGGCACCGGGUGGGGCAACUCGCCAACUUCAAGCAUGUUCAACAAUCCCUUCUCCAUGAUGAGUGUCCCACGGAACAACGAACAGCGAGGCCCCACGGAACCACGUCUAGCAUGGCUCCGCCGCAUUGUGUGCUCGACAUGCAAAAUGCUCGCGAUGCGGCAGCCUGGCACAGACGGCUACGCGGAUGCCAAUGAGGUUCAUAGCCACAUUAAUGCUUCGCGUGGCCCAUCAGAGCCCCCGGUAUCGAUGCAGGAGGUCAAGGAUGCAUGUGACGUGAUUGGUGACAACAACAACGGAGGUGGUAAUCUAGACUACAAGGAACUCCCCCCGGGUCAGCUUUCACACAUCAAGUUCGUUGAAGCUGAUGGUCCUCCUCCAACGCUCGGCGAGAUCGGGAGUCCUGUUCCCAGCCACAGCAUACCCGUUGGGGGUUUCGGGGCAGGAAGACCUUUCCCCGGUUUGGGACCCCCAGGCUUCUGAGCUGCCACAGCUGAAGGAGUCUAUGCGUGUAUCGUGUGCAGAUAUAUCCCCUUUUCAGUUUUUAGUCAUAGCAUGGCACUGCUAGUUCAGGUGAUGCAUGGGUUCUGGAGUCUAUAGCCUCUACUAUGCAGGUAAUAACUUUUGCUUCGGUCGGAGCUUGUAGCUUCCAGUCCAAGUAUACUUCUCUUGAACGCGAUUCUUGAAUUUGGUGUGUAAUGGCGUGAUGAUGUGAUGGGCGUGCUAAUCGCAAUCUACUCAGUCGUGCAAUGAGAAGACAAAGCAAGCAAAGCUGAAGCGCAAGUGGAACAGUGAAGCUGAUUCCAGCUACGUCAAUAUGUGUGGCGUCGCCUAAUAGGCCAUAGAUCCAUUC